UUUUAUAGCGAAAAUAUCGAGGGGAGGUUCUGCGGAUCGAUUCAGUGAUUGACUUUCAGUGAAGUCACCGCCAUUAACACAUUUUCGCGUACGUAUAACGAAGGUGUGAAUCGAAUUGACACCUGCCGUUUGUAAAUCGGUUGUUUUCAUUCUACCUUUGUGCUGAAGAAUUCAAAAGGGUAUGUAUUACAAAUUAUUGUAACGAAUAAUGAAUAAAAUUAAAACCGAGUACUGAAAUUUACGCCGGCGUUUCUCUCGAAUUGGAAUAUUGUUGGUUAAUUUUACGCACGUGCAGCGAUUAUUGUUUUAUGAACGUGCAACGUCUCGGCAACUUUCGGCCUGUUUAAAACAGUCGUUUCAAGUCAACGCUAAAUGAACCGAGUAUUAAUUUCUCCUCCGUUAUUCAUUCAAUUUUUUCUCGAACAACUUACGUUUUACACAGUUAGACUUCAGCCUGCAUCUCUAAAACGCGACCCGCUACAGACUUUGAGCCCGAUUUAAUUUUAACCCGUUAAUACGAUGCACCGUGCCUUGUCAACGAUAACUCAUAAAUCGAUUAUCGCUUGGCAUAUCUGCGAUAAUUUUUUACCCCGCAUCAAUAUUUAGUACCUCAUGUAACGGCUGCGCGACGGAUAAAACGUCGAUAUUAGAAUUUACGAUACGGUGCGAGGCGAUAAGCUGUCGUACUUUCACUAAUUCAAAUUGGAAAAAGGGGAUAUCAAUUCCUUCUCGCGAUCGCAAUGCGCGCGAGAUCCAAUCAUUCGUUGAAACGGUCGUUAAUAUUUUUAAUGGGAAAAAAGUUUUCGGUAGAAAAAAAUCUGUGCCGUUAACGCUGCUGGUACUUGAUUGCUUAUUUCACACUCUUUUACCUUUAUUCUUUCGUCCGUUGAAUAAACCGUUGCAGACCGCCGUAAAAAGCCAAAAUCAAAUUCUGUAACUUUAUUUUCUCGCGUAAAAAUUCAAUUUUCCCAGGUGUUGAACAAAUUCGCAAAUGUCACUUCUCUGUACGGCUUGAUUAUUUCAACGAACAGAGAAAAAGUGUGUUUGUUCGAUACAGGUGAGCUUCGUAAGUUAAGGACUGUUUCCAGUUGCUUAUAUCGUCGACUACUCGGUAAACAAAAAGGAAAUUCAUGAAUGUAUUUGAAAAACGUACGUCAAGUGAUUUCGAUCGAAUAUUCUCGUCGUAAACAACUUUUCGAAGUUUGAUUAUAGCUGCUUGAUUGACUGACACACUCGGAGAUAGCGUAAAUGUACGAUUGUUCUGAAAGAGAAGAACUAUCCAAACUAAUCAAAUGGCCAAGUACAGUCGAGCCGGGAGGAGUCGUCGUGAGGGCCGAGGAAGCUCUUAUCGUGAUACUGGUGCUGGUGCUCUGGGUGGCGGCGAUCGCGCUCUUCUUCAACAGAUGGGGAAAGAUCCGAAUGCUGGAACCGUAUCAGCCCAAGUUCCAGCAGCAGCACAGACAAAGCUGUGCGAUGAUCGAUCCAAACCCGGUCCAGCACCGGGCGUGCUCCAAGUUCAACAUCCAUUGUCUGGAGCACCCGAUCGUCUACCCCACGGGUUGCGGAUCGAGUCUGUCGAGGCCGCGGCAGAACAGCGUCUUCGUGGGUUCCAGCAUGUCGCUUUUGCCGCCGCAGAACGCGCCGCGGCGCGCGAAGAGCGCCUUUGACAUUCAGACGCUGAUAAUGGCGGAGUGCGGGCCGCAAAACGCCGCGGGUGAAUUCGGCGAGGCGCCAAAGCGCGCGGGGAGGGAAUCGGCGAAAAAUUUUUGCGAAUCCCUGAGGCUCCCGGACCUUCCGCGCUCCUUGAACCCCGCGCUCCAACGGCAGCGAGGGAUGAGCAUCUGCCACUUCGACCGCACCGACGUACUCGCGAGGCCUCUGAUGCGCGAGAGGGGGAUGAGCAUCUGCCAUUUCGACAGGGGCGAGAGUUUCGGCAAACCGGCUGCCGUGCAACGCGAGAGGGGGAUGUCGAUAUGCCAAUUCGACAAGCAAAUGCCGUCGUGCAGCAAAACGCCGGACGCUGUUCACGCCUACAGAGCAACCUGCGUUUAAUUACGCUUGUACGGAUACGAUAUCGGUAUUCCGCGACGGAAAUUAGCCGGAAGAAUUUUCGCACCACCGACGCCGUCGAUGAUACGGAUCGGUUCAUCCUUGGCGGACAUUUGCAGAAUGCAAAUUUACUACUUUCGGUUCGAUUCUUUCAUUUUCUGGUUUCGAUAUGAUUUUACGGAAAAGUUGUAGGUACCGGUUGUUAUAUCUGGAGGAUACAAAUCCGCGGUGGAAUUACCAAUUGAAAUGAAUUACGGUGGGAUCGUUGAGACAAAGGAAUACAUUCUUUUCUCUUUUGAAUCAGAUUGAUUAAUCGAACGCCAGAUGUGGAUGCGAAAACAGGGCCAAGUUCUCUUCGAAGUUAAGUUUUUAAUUCGACAGUGGAUUCCCGCAGAUCAGAAUAUAAAUAAUUCCGAUGUCAUGGGUAAGCUUGUGUGAAUAUAGGGAGGGGGGGGGGGGGGCGACAAUAUCUUUACACUCCAAUCUCUGAAAGGUGUGAAAUGAAAUCCGUGAUAAAAAAUAGCUCUCAUAAUACCGUACUGUCAGUUUGUGGAAACUCAAUUUCGCGUGUUAUACGAAACAGCAACGACGAUGCGGAUGAUCGUCUCAGGAUAGAAAUUUAAUCUCAGGGAAAAGGUAUAAGUUCACCUUGUUUAAAGUAAUUCUAUUCCGGAGACUCGUUUUCGGUUUCUGAAGGUAGAAAACGAACGUAAAGUAUGAAAGAACGUAAAUGAAAGUCGAUUUACGGUUAGGGUAAGAAAUUUGUUUCCGCAUCCCGCGGGUGAUCGAUUAUAAUUAUUCGUCGAUCAAUGAAAAUGAUCGUGUCUGUAAAAGUGUGAGAAACUGUAGGGAACAAAAGCAAGAAGAAUACACGGACGAAGAGAAUAGCGCAAAAUAAGCCUUUUAUACACGCUAAAACUUCAAAAUUAUAAAAUAUAAAAUCUAUACAUGUUACUAUUUAUAAUAAUAUAAUACAAAAAUACUAACUGAAUCCUAUAUAACGACUAAACUUUGUAUACAGAAUUUUUUAAUAGCAGUAUUUUUCCUACAUUCCGGGUUGUUGAAAUAAGAGAAAGGAAAAGAAAAAAAAAAUACUGAGCAAAUUGGAAGAACCAAGCAUCGUACCGUCAAUUCUCCUUUCCUAUAAUAUACGAGCAGUGUUGGAGCUCGGUAUAAGAAAUAAAUAUAACCUAUACAUCGGGUAAGCCGUCUAGGCUCUGAAAAUUUAUGAACUCAGAUCGAAUAUACAAAAAAGAAGAAGAAGAAGAAACAGAAAUAAGCAUGGAAUAAGGUUAUAAUUGAGAAACGCAACCUGACACUAAAAACGCAGAAUACAUACCUACAUAUAUUGAUAAUGAUGUGUAAGAAUAAUCUAUAAUAACGUGAAUAUAUUUUUUCAAUAAAAUAGCCUAUCAAGAAAUAUAAUAGACGCAGACGAGCGUGAUCGGUUUGACAAAUAAAUUAGACUGCGGUUUAUUACGAUAUUACAAUGGCGGGUAGAUUCGCAAGCUACCUUCACACCGUCGUCAAGCAUCUUAUCUCAGGUUGCAGGCAGCGUGGUGAAAAUUAUAACCCGCAGAGCUGUAACUUUGAAGCAAGUAAAGGUUGUUUUCGCCGGGCGAAGGUAGGCAAAUAUUUCGCGAGCCAAAAUGUGUAUAGGCACACAACACACGCACACACACACACACACACACACACUCCGUAGCCCUGAAGCCGACUCAUACCAUCGACGAAGCAAUCGGUGCGCAAUUGCCCUUCGUCUUCAGACGCCAGAUUAUUACAGGCGUACGCCCCACGCGUCAUUAGCACGUCGUUGGAAAUCCUUGGGUCGACGGCUUUGAAAUGUAGGGGUGAAUUAGCGUUCGAUAUACAAAGAAAUAUCCAUUAUCUACCACUACCACAACCGCAACUACGAUGUAAUAUAAAAGAAAUUUUAACGCACUUAUUAAUACUAGAUAGUCGUUACAUUGUUAGGUACGAUGACGUCCAUCCAGCCACAAAAAAACGUGGCGCACAGAAACUGUUAUUUUUACAAAAAAACAAAGAGCGAACCUAAAAAUACGAAUUAGAAGAAGAGGAAACUGAACGAGUGCGAAAGCUUUAAGACUAUCCAUUCGGACGUCUGGACCUCGUUUUCUCCUUUUCUCCUUUUCUCUGCAUGUUUCUCUUUUUCUCUCUCACUCACUCUCUCUCUCUCUCUCUUUCUUCCGUAUAUCUUUAUAUCAUCGUAAUUAAGCUCUUCUCUUUCUCUCUUUCUCCCUCUCUCCGCCCCGCCCCUGAUCGGUGUGUCUUUGAAUCAGAGGAUUCCACCCCCCAUUCCGUUUAUAAUUAUCGCACUUUAUAUCCACGAGUUCGCUUAAAGUCUUUUCUUCGGUCUUCGAACGCGAGUGAGAUAAUAUUUUUGUAUGAGAAAUUGAUUACGAUAUAAUAUUUCUAUGCAAACCCACCGACAGCUGCAUUCUCUACGAAUCCCGUGCCAAAUGGAGUAGGUAUUAAAUCGAUAGUAUUGGUCGUCGUAAAAGUCGCAGUAAAUAUUGUAUUUCCAAACAUCUGGAAUUAUAUCGAAAUCUGGGAAUUCAGCGGUCGCUUCUACAAUUUUUAACCCACGUUUCUACGGUGGGCCGAAGGAUACGUAUUUUCAAAAUAUUUACGCAACCGCCACCGUGUAACGCUUUAAAAUUAUUUUUCCCCCCUUUUUUUCGAAUGCCUGCGUAUAAACAAUUUAUACAACAGUGAAUCAGUCUUUCCAAUUUCGCUGAGCGAAUCGAACGCCUUUAAUAUAAUUGGUACUACAGAUAAAAUGAACGAAUAAAAAUGAAAUCAAACAUAUACCGGCGAACGAAACUUCACAAAAUGCUAAAAAUUUAUUCACCUUUUGUGGGUUUAAUUAAAAGCAUAAAUUUUCGGGCGUAUCAACGAGACUCGCGUCCGUUUUAUGCAAUGAUGAACGUUAUAUCGUUUUCUAAUGAAGACACGCGAGGUCUUCAAACUGUGGGUUUCUAGUAAACAUCGCGUGUUGAAUGAGAUAUGUGUAGUAUGCAUUGUUUAAGUCAAUAAUUGAGACCAACAACCUUAGACUGUGUAAAUCUGUAGCAUAUAUUAUAAUUAUAGUUUAUCAGUAGGUAUAGAAUAAUAGAAUAUAACAUAUUAUUAUAAUAGGAUAAGCAUAUAUCGACGCUAAAAUGGUAACCUUGGGACCUUUGAUCAAAUUCAUAGUAUGUAAGUUGAAUAACGUGUACAGCGAAUGAAAAAAAAAACAUCCGAUCGUCCAUACGCUAUACACGUGCAAUUAGAUCGUUACAACUAUCUCUAUUGAUUAUUUACAUACGUC
Neodiprion fabricii is the source of this 5380-nucleotide messenger RNA. RefSeq lists its product as uncharacterized. The transcript has 3 exons. The coding region runs from base 1249 to 2052 and encodes 267 amino acids. The record is from RefSeq and is a predicted model, not a curated record. Lineage: Eukaryota; Metazoa; Arthropoda; Insecta; Hymenoptera; Diprionidae.